AUGUCAGCCAGCCAUGGCGCCCUAGAUGCUGCUGCCAUCGAUAGAAAAGCUCGCUUGGCGAAACUCGCAUCCCUGAAGCGCAAGCAGCCAGGCUCUCAUUCCACAGUUUCGAGUUUACAGGCGGAUACUGAAGAGGAACACAAGGAAACACCGCCUCAAUCCACCACCGACCAGUAUCUCUCAGGCCGAAACUACGAUCUAACCACGAAAAACGCGAAGCUUGGGUUCGAAAAUGCCCCUAUCGGUGGCGAUGUCGAGACUCUUGAAGGGCGGGCCGAUCGCAUUGUCGCAUCAACUGCAGAGCAAGCCGCCAAAUAUGAGCUGGAGGCAGAGAAGGGCAUUGAUUUGUUCAAGCUGCAGCCGGAGAAGCCAAAUUGGGACUUGAAGAGAAACUUGGCCGAGAAGAUGAAGAUUCUGGAUGUGCGCACACAAAACGCCGUUGCACGUCUCGUGAGAGAACGCAUUGAAAAUUCGAAGAAACAGGCUCUAAAGAAGAGUGCAGUUCAAACGCAGUCUACGAGCGAGAUGGGAGAGCAAGGAGAGGAGGUGGGCAUCGAAGGCAAUACACUUGUCGAGAGUAUACAUUUGCGAGAACAGGAGGAGGAACGAGAGGCUGCCCUCGAAAACGAAGAAGACGCCAUUUCGUGA
This is a messenger RNA of Cladophialophora psammophila CBS 110553, 648 nucleotides long. RefSeq lists its product as uncharacterized. The coding region runs from base 1 to 648 and encodes 215 amino acids. NCBI's taxonomy places the organism in Eukaryota, Fungi, Ascomycota, Eurotiomycetes, Chaetothyriales, Herpotrichiellaceae. The record is from RefSeq and is a predicted model, not a curated record. The transcript has a single exon. Gene Ontology annotation, cellular component: post-mRNA release spliceosomal complex; U2-type spliceosomal complex.